Molecule: messenger RNA, 2949 nt
Organism: Brassica napus (rape)
Lineage: Eukaryota; Viridiplantae; Streptophyta; Magnoliopsida; Brassicales; Brassicaceae
Product: beta-galactosidase 15-like
Exons: 15
Coding region: 1-2580 (859 amino acids)
Biological process (GO): carbohydrate metabolic process
Cellular component (GO): vacuole; cell wall
Molecular function (GO): carbohydrate binding; beta-galactosidase activity
Source: RefSeq, a predicted model, not a curated record
AUGAAACGCCAAGAGAAGCAGGUGAAAGGCGAGGACACAAUCAUACCUCUAGAGAAAAGACAUGUCUAUGCCACAAUUGUUUCUCAUGAUGGCCGAGCCAUUACCAUUGAUGGUCACCGCCGAGUUCUCCUCUCUGGUUCGAUCCAUUAUCCUAGAAGCACUCCUGAGAUGUGGCCGGACCUUAUCAAAAAAGGUAAAGAAGGAGGUCUUGAUGCGAUUGAAACUUAUGUCUUCUGGAAUGCGCAUGAGCCUACUCGCCGUCAAUAUGAUUUUUCUGGAAAAUUAGAUCUUAUUCGCUUCCUGAAAACCAUUCAAGAUGAAGGAUUGUAUGGUGUUCUUCGUAUAGGACCAUAUGCAUGUGCUGAGUGGAAUUACGGAGGAUUUCCUGUCUGGCUGCACAACAUGCCUGGAAUGGUGUUCAGAACUACAAAUAAAGCAUUCAUGGAUGAGAUGCAAAACUUCACAACUAUGAUAGUAGACAUGGUCAAGAAAGAAAAUUUAUUUGCAUCACAGGGUGGCCCAAUUAUUCUUGCUCAGAUAGAAAAUGAGUAUGGAAAUGUAAUGGGACCCUACGGAGAAUCGGGUAAAUCAUACAUUAAGUGGUGUGCAAACAUGGCUCAAUCUCUUAAUGUUGGUGUUCCAUGGAUAAUGUGCCAACAAAAUGAUGCUCCUCAGCCUAUGUUGAAUACAUGUAAUGGCUUUUAUUGUGACGAUUUUGUACCAAACAAUCCCAAUACUCCUAAGAUGUGGACUGAGAAUUGGACCGGAUGGUUUAAGCAAUGGGGUGGUAAAAAUUCUCAUAGAACAACCGAAGAUGUUGCAUUUUCUGUUGCAAGGUUCUUCCAAAGAGGAGGAACUUUUAAUAAUUAUUAUAUGUACCAUGGAGGCACCAACUUUGAUAGAACUGCUGGCGGUCCAUACAUCACAACUUCAUAUGAUUAUGAUGCUCCACUUGACGAAUAUGGUAAUUUGAAUCAACCAAAAUACGGGCAUUUGAAGCAACUUCAUGAUGUUCUUCAUUCUAUGGAAAAAAUUCUCACAUACGGAAACAUCUCCACCAUUGACUUUGGAAACUCUGCAUCGGCAACAAUUUAUAGAACCAAAGAAGGAUCAAGCUGCUUUUUUGGAAAUGGAAAUGAAAAUUCAGAUGCAACAAUUAGUUUCCAAGGAGAAUCUUAUGUUGUCCCGGCUUGGUCUGUUACCAUUUUACCGGAUUGCAAAAAUGAGGCUUAUAACACUGCCAAGAUUACCACUCAGACUUCAAUGAUGGUUAAGAAACCAAAUGAAGCUGAGGAUACUCCUUCAACUCUGAAAUGGUCAUGGAGGCCAGAGAACAUGGACAACUUCCUUCUGAAAGGAAAAGGAGAAUCGACACAGACACAACUAUUUGAUCAGAAAGUAGUAACCAAUGACCAAAGUGAUUAUCUAUGGUACAUGACUACCGUUAAGUUUAAAAAACGAGAUCCAUUUUUGGGUAAAAACAUGUCUCUUCGCGUCAACAGUACUGCUCAUGUCCUUCACGCUUUUGUCAAUGGAAAACAUAUUGGUAAUCAACACGUUGAGAAUGGAAAAUUUAACUAUGUAUUUGAGAAAGAUGUGAAGUUUAAGUCUGGUCGUAAUGUCAUUGCUCUUCUUAGCAUAACUGUGGGACUUGCUAACUAUGGUGCUUUCUUUGAAAGUAAGCCAGCUGGAAUCACUGGACCCAUUUCUAUUACGGGAAGAAAUGUUGAUGAAACUAUAGUUAAGGACUUGUCUGCUCAUAAAUGGAGCUAUAAGACCGGUUUAAAUGGGUUUGAGAACCAACUCUUUAGAACAGAAUCAGUGUCUAAAUGGUCAGUUGAAAGUGUACCUUUUAACCGAACCAUGACUUGGUAUAAGGCUACGUUCAAGGCUCCCUUAGGAAAUGAUCCAGUUGUUGUCGAUCUUCUGGGACUUGGAAAAGGUACAGCUUGGGUCAAUGGAAACAACAUUGGACGUUAUUGGCCAGCAUUCAUUUCAAGUGAAAAUGGUUGUGCUGCAAAAUGUAAUUAUAGAGGGCCUUAUCAUGCUGAAAAGUGUUUAACCAAUUGCGGAGAACCCACACAAAGAUGGUACGUUUUCCACAUCUUAUUAAGUUAUAUAAUCAAAUAUUUUAAUGUUAAACCUAAGAAAUUUUUACUGAGAUUUUUUUUCUUUGUUCUUUUUUUAAACAGGUAUCAUGUUCCUCGUUCUUUCUUGAAUGCAGAAGGAGAUAACACACUAGUUUUGUUUGAGGAGAUGGGAGGAAACCCAUCGCUUGUCAGUUUCCAAACUACUAGAGUGGGAAGUGUAUGUGCUAAUGUCUAUGAGAAAAAUUCUAUUGAGCUUUCUUGCGAUAGAAAACCCAUUUCUGCCAUCAAAUUUGCCUCAUUUGGUAACCCAUAUGGCAACUGUGGAUCUUUCGAAAAAGGAACUUGUGAAUCAAGUAACAACACGAUUGAUAUUCUCACACAAGAAUGUGUUGGAAAAGAGAAGUGUUCCAUUGAUGUAUCUACGGAAAAGUUUGGAGCACCAGAUUGCACUGGAUCUGUUAGAAGGCUCGCUGUCGAAGCUAUAUGCUAAGUGUUUUUCUAGAUUUACAGUGUUUUCUUUAUUAUAUUUCCAAAUUAUGCUAUAUUUUGUUUUCAAAGAUAUAAGUAUUUUUAAUCUUUACUUCUGGUGGUUUUAUUCAAUAAAAGAACACAUUCUUAUAUACAUUUUACACAGUCAUCCUUUUUCCAAAAAGUCAUGGUCAUUUCUUUCUCACCAUCCUCACUCUCUCUAAAAAAUUGAAUAAGUGUUCCUUCAAUAUUUGUUGUUUUUUCUCUUUAAUAUAUAACACUGAUUAAACUGUUCUACCUCAGUUGGUAAAUAACCAGUUUUAAUGUAUGAGUUCAAGUCUUAUUGUACAAUUUUUUCUUUUCUAUUUUGCAUUAAAUAAAACCUUGAACU